Molecule: messenger RNA, 1015 nt
Organism: Gordionus sp. m RMFG-2023
Lineage: Eukaryota; Metazoa; Nematomorpha; Gordioida; Chordodea; Parachordodidae
Product: THUMP domain-containing protein 1-like
Exons: 4
Coding region: 333-941 (202 amino acids)
Biological process (GO): tRNA modification
Molecular function (GO): RNA binding
Source: RefSeq, a predicted model, not a curated record
UUUUGGCCAGGAAAAAUGCUUUUGAAUGAUACAUUGUUCAAGAUAUUUUUAUGGGACAAAGUUUUAAAUUGUAAUUAGGCAAACUUAUGCCAUUUCUUUAUAAAAAAUUAUUGUGGUGAAGCUGGACUUAUAUAAAAUAUAUUUUUGGGCUAGAUUUUAAUACUGGAAAGUUUUAAUGGGCAAUUACAAAUUUUACUACAAUUUCAAGAUCUGCAAAGCCUUGCAAAACUACUGUUUAGAUAUUAUUACUCAAGUGGACAAGCCUGGCAUGUUAAUGUUUGUCUAGCCUGUCUAGGCCCAAUAAAAAAAUCCUAAUUUUGGAAUGCACUAAAAUGGAUAUCAAAAAUCUGAAUGAACCCUUAGAUAUAGAAAAGGAAUUCGAUAACGAAAUUCAUACACUUAAAGAGACUAACAAAAGAGAGAGAAGAUUCCAAAAUGUAAAGACGAAAUGCAAAAAUUGUAUUUUCAUUAGUAUACAAUUACCAGAACCAUAUACAUUAAUAAAUGACAUAUUUGAUGAUAUUCGACAAAAUCAAAACAUUAAAUCAAGAUACAUACAAAGAAUUAUACCAGUUGAAAUCACUUGUAAAGCUUAUUUGAAGGAUAUAGCUAUAGCUGUGGAACAUUACAUCCCAACCUACUUUCCAGAGGAAUUAAAACCCAACAAUGCUUUCCUUAUCAACAUAAAGAUUCGUAAUAACAAUAGCUUAAAUCGCGAUGACAUAAUCAGAGAAAUUACGAAGUUGAUUCACCGACAAAAUCCCAAUUAUAAAGCCGACCUAGAAAAUCCUGACAUUUCUAUUCUAGUCGAAGUGUUAUGCACUACAUGCGGGCUGUCGUUUGUUGACAAUUUUUUCAAGUUCAAGAGAUUCAACAUGCUACAAUACUCAAACUUCAUUAAUCAAACUUUAAAAAAAACGACUACAGUUGAUGAUAGUUGAUUUAUUUACAAAUUUCGUUACACGUGGAUUAUAAUGAUAUCAAUAAACUAUUUAUAAUUAAUAAAAAAAUAUAU